UUAAAGCGAAGAGAAGUAGGAGCAGGAAAACGGAGAGAAAGAGUGAGAGUAAGGAGAGCUCUUUCGGGAACGUUGAGAGGAGAGAGAGAAAAAAAUGAGUUUGAAUGGAAACGGAGGAGGGCAGUGGAAUAAUCAAGGGAAUGGAGGUAAUGGCGAUAAUGGAGGGAAUUGGGGAGCAGGCAACGGUAAUGGAAAUGGAGGACCGAACGGAGGGAACGGAGGAGAGAACGGGAACAAUGGUGGGUGGAAUAACGGAGGCAAUGGAGGUAACAGAGGGUGGAACGGAGCCAAUGGUAACAACGACAAUGGAGGAUGGAACGGCAGUAACGGUGGAAACGGAGGAGGGAAUGGAAACAACGGUGACAAUGGAGGUUGGUACGGAAACAAUGGGGGAAACAGAGGAGGGAACGAAAAUAACGGAGGGAACGGGGGAUGGAACGGUAACGGCAACAAUGGAGGAAAUCAAGGGAACAACAGCAGGGAUUGGAAGCGAUCAGCACAGUGUUACAACUGUGGGCAGUACGGACACAUCAGCAGAGAGUGCAAUGCUCCACGACAAGGGAAUUACAAUCAGGGAAACAACAACAACAAUGGCUCAGGCAACUCAAACCAUGGAGGAGGGCGGGGGUUAAACGAUGGAGCAAGCAACUCGAACCAAUCAACGGCGGGGAUCGGCCUCGGCAAAGAGCUAGAGGAAGGAAUACGGAAGAUGUGCAUGUACACGAACUUGCAGCCGGAGAAGAAAGAGAAGAAGGAGGCAGAGAAAAAGGCCGAGGAAGAGAAGAAAAUACGGGACGAGGAAGAGAGAGUGAUAAGGGAGGAGCAGAAUCGACUGGAAAUUCAGCGAAAGAAAGCAAAAGAGGAGAAAGAGGCGGACAGGGAGUGGAAGCUGGAGAUGUUGCUAGCAAGACAGAAGGAGUCAUUGAGAGAAGAAUUCGAACGGAUGUUUGAAGCACGAUUGAAAAAAAUGGUAGUAACUGAGAGAACGGUGAAGGGUAAGGCAAAAGCAGUGGAAUCGGAGUCAGAGGAGGAGCAGGAGGAAUUGGAGGAAAGACUUGAGAAACGGAAAAGACAACCGGCUCAAGCAUGUCAGGUGAGCCCGCAAGGAGAAACGUCGUCAAAAGUUGGAAGAGCGACUACGUCGACACCAAGAGCUGUCGCGGAACGGGAGUUUCCUAGGUUGAGAGUGUCAGUGCACCAGACGACCGAAAAUGAAGGCAUUGGCUUCCCUCUAAGGGAAUCGGCCCUAUGAGAAGGAGCACCUACUGCGGACGAGUACCUCACGACGACGGCUUUUCGAAAGGCCGUACGGAGAUUUCUCGGGAAGAAGUUGAAACCGACCAUCGAAGCCAUGUGUUGAGAGGUUGGCGUUGCGUAUAGGGGAAGACCCGAAGCAAUGGGCGAUUUGGUAGAACUGCGCGUCAUGUAUUUUAGCGCAGAAGCUCUACAGGUUACCCCACCCAGACCAAGAGGAGGGAUCGUCAUCCGAGAAGCAACGAAAGUUACACCACCUAGCCCAAGGGGAAUGACUAUCAGGGAAGUGUCGGUCAAUACAACCAAGGAAGCAUCUGCAGAGGGUGGCGUUGUCGGGACGAGUAAUCGGACCAGUAACCCUCCAUACCAGUGAGCUAUGGCGGGAUCUGGGUGAGUACCUUAACUUACGUCGACUAUUUAUGUCGGACUUCGCUAUAGGAGGACGCAAGUUACGUGAGCUAACGGAGCAGGUAUUGAGAUUGCUAGUAGUAUGGCUAGUAUUAAGGGGGGAGAUGCAAUGGGGAAAUAAAUUCCUAGGGAACUG
Messenger RNA from Chara braunii, 1798 nucleotides. The record is from the annotation of a GenBank genome assembly. Lineage: Eukaryota; Viridiplantae; Streptophyta; Charophyceae; Charales; Characeae.